CUGAAGAGCAGAAGAAGCACAUCCAGCAUCAUAACCCAUCACCCAAAGCAAACAAACCCUCUUUCAAGUACUUGGUUAACAAAGAAGAGAGAGAAAAUUUGCAUAAGCAAAAGGAAAGAAGGAAGCUUUUCUUUCCUCUCUCUCUCUCUCUCUCCUUCUCUCUACUUGCUGGAAACGCAGACGUAUAGUUAAGCCACCGGAAAGCUGACGUAAGACAAUGGACGUUGACUUCUGGUCACCUAAAGUUCACUCUUCCAAGCAUCUCUCUGUACUUCGUGCUGCUCGUCUCAACUCCGAUGGACAUUAUGAUGAUUUUGAUGGAGAUGAAGAUACAAGAGCAUGCUUUCCAUGCCCCUUCUGUUAUGUAGAAAUUGAGAUUCAUGCUCUCUGUAACCAUUUGCAGGAAGAACACUGCUUUGACUUGAAAAAUGCGGUUUGUCCUCUAUGUGCAGCAAAUCUUGGUAAAGACGUGAUUGGACAUUUCAUAGUGCAACACGCUAGUUCAUUAAAGCGAAGGAGAAAAUCCCAAAAGUCUGGCCUCUGGCCUGGUACUCCUGCUGCACUUAGCAGGGAACUGAGCUCAUUUAUUGGUUCCUCAACUGGCGGCAGGGGUAAUGCACAUGAAUCUGAACCUGAUCUGCUCUUUUCACCUUUUCUCUGUAAUGCACCUGUUUCAGACACUAAGGAUAUUUUGCGGGAUAAAUGCUCUGACGAUGAAACUUCUGUUGCUUCUAAUUUGAAAAGAAUUGAACCACCUUUUUUGGACAAGGAUCAUGAACAGAAUACAGAAGAGAGAAGGCAAAGAGCCGCAUUUGUUCAACAGUUGGUCAUGUCAACCAUCUUUUAAGGUUCUCAUCUAGUCCCUAUGAAUCUCAAACUAUUACACAGGAACAAAGUCUUUGUUGAUAUCAGUUGCUGGCUUGCAGCUCACCUGGCUGUGUUAAUCAACACUGGGUUUUUAGCACUGGUGAUGGUUCUAGGAGGUCGAUCAUCAUAAUCAGUAUUAUCUGGGAGGAACAGCUCGUGAAACGCAACAUGGUAUGUUCAUCAAAAAACGAUGUAUGUACGUAUGUAUGUAUAAGGCCUAUAUAGUCAAAUAAAUAUAUGUAGCCAUUGAAAGGCCACAGCUUUAUAAGGGGUGUAGAAACAUACUCUAUUUUUAAGUUUUAAAAGCUGAGUUAAUGUCUUUUUUAUGUUUCCUGA
Messenger RNA from Theobroma umbraticum, 1203 nucleotides. Its product is annotated as protein DEHYDRATION-INDUCED 19 homolog 6-like. Lineage: Eukaryota; Viridiplantae; Streptophyta; Magnoliopsida; Malvales; Malvaceae. The record is from RefSeq and is a predicted model, not a curated record.